AUGUUGACACCAGUUACUUCGUCCGCCGUGCUUUACCUGGACCAUCCCAACCUUAGCGGUGGUGACCUAGGCCAUCCCGCAGGAGCGAAAGUAAUCGAAGAUGAGGUCAAAAUUGCGGAGGAAAAGUUCCAGGAGUCUAAAGAACUGGCCGAGACUGCCAUGAUCAACUUUCUGAGCUCAGAUCCCUCGUUGGAUCGGGAGCCCCGCCGGGUUGGCCCCAAUCCCGGCGGCGAGGAGAGGAAGUCGGAACAGCAUGGUGGAGAGGGGCUGCUCCGUCGUUAA
Molecule: messenger RNA, 282 nt
Organism: Dibothriocephalus latus
Lineage: Eukaryota; Metazoa; Platyhelminthes; Cestoda; Diphyllobothriidea; Diphyllobothriidae
Source: the annotation of a GenBank genome assembly